AUGGCCAGGAACGCUGCGGGUGCCCUCGUCUACCGCGCGGAUGGUCAGACUGAAGUUGCUGCCGAGGAGAUCGAGCAAUACGCCCGUCUGUUACGUGGAGGGUACUAUCCCUCCCACGAACACCCCUGGGAGACGGUGCCAGUCCCGGAGAGACACGCCUGGGGUCGUCCGCCCGCACCCCAGCGCCCACCGGGACUUGGGGCUGCCACUUCAGAGAACGCAGCGCUUUGGUAUUUGAUUCCGGAGGCAGAACAAUUCUGGCCGGCCGAGUUCAGACAAUUCGACCGCAGAUACGCGGGUGCUCUGAUCACCCCACCAGUGAUCAUCAUCACCAGCGCCGGUGGACCGAUCCGUCGACCAACGGGUCAAGUCGCGGGUCAAGCCGCAUCACCGAGCCCGGCUGCUUCAGGUUCUCAAACUGGUCGCACCAGUCGCGGUGCUUUCGUGCAGCUCGCCGGAUUCUUCACCGUUGACCAGCUCCGGAGCUCAGUGGUCAUUUUUCCACCCCGAAACAUGGAGGGCGAGUCCACCGCUCAACAAGGACUAUCUUUAGCAGGUGGUGGCAGCACUCUUCCUCCUGUGGCUCCGCGUGGUUCUGUCUUUCACAGACCACAGUUAUCCGCAUCGGCUCCUGCGUUCAUCCCACGCACAGCUGCGCCAGAAUUCUUUCCGCGUGCAGCCACGUUGGCCGCACAGCCCGCUACUUCGGUGACUGUCACGACCUUUCCUUCUUCGACUGCCGUGGCUACUUCCAACCCCGUCCCGAUCGUUAACCUGCCUCCCCCUUCCGCGAGUGUGGCAUCGAAGCCGGCAGCCACACCGAACUGUCCCAGCGAAGAUUCUCGCAUGGUCGUUCUCAGCGGGAUUCCAGGGUGGGUGUCCGUUGCCAACAUGGCAGAUUCCGUCUCCUCUGGCCACUACGGGGCAUUAUUUGCAAUCCAAUUCGGUGCAGACUACGGCAAGCUCUGUGCCCGCAUCAUCUUCCGAGAUGCGGCAAAGAUGGACAUAAACCCCGGUGCAACACCCGGGGCGAAAGGAUACUUCGAUGCUCUCACGGCCGCAAAAUCCCAACCCUGGGCCGACCGAAGCAGGGCACUCUGGCCCUUCCCUCCCGGAUGCGCCGUCGACGUCCGCUUGGAGAAUUUUGCAGCCAACGCCUUCAUCCUUGGCAUGCGCCCAAGCCUCGGUGAGGAUGGGAAGCGAAUCCAGGCAGUCAGCCGACGCCUGAGCCUGGUGGGGCUUGAGCAGCUGUUCAGCAGCUUCGGGGAGAAGGAGAUGAGGAACGCCGUUGUGGGUGGUGGCUUCGUUCGCGCGUCGAGCAUCGAACGAGUGUGCAUCUACAACUCCGGCAACGCGACGAUAGUCUUCGCGGACGUGCCUUCGGCCGUCCAGGCACUCAAACGAUUCGAGACUUACAACACCAGCGUGAACGACGCCCUCAAGAUCAAGGCGUCUCACUCCAAGGACCCUUGCGAGGUCGUCGUUCAGUACACCCCGAACGACUCCUUUGCUCCCCAGCCGACAGCUUACCCGCCGCCGCGUCCCCGGCCCGGCCCAAAGUGA
This is a messenger RNA of Pseudogymnoascus verrucosus, 1563 nucleotides long. RefSeq lists its product as uncharacterized. The coding region runs from base 1 to 1563 and encodes 520 amino acids. Lineage: Eukaryota; Fungi; Ascomycota; Leotiomycetes; Thelebolales; Thelebolaceae. The transcript has 4 exons. The record is from RefSeq and is a predicted model, not a curated record.